UCCAUUUCCUGUGACAGCCAGGAAACUCAUAUAAGAAAAAUAAAUAAAAGUGGAUGGAUGGUGUCCCGUAAACCCAGAGGUUGUAUUGAUAUUAUCUGGCCAAAUCUCGACGACUUAAAAUUCAACCUGGAUCGUUUUAAUGGACAAAUAAGGGGUACCAGUGCCCGCACAGAUACCACAGGAAUGGAUAUCACAAGUCGCUGCACCCUUGGUGACCCCAACAAGCUCCCAGAGGGAGUUCCUCAGCCUGCCAGGAUGCCCUACAUCUCAGACAAGCACCCUCGGCAGACCCUGGAGGUCAUCAACCUGCUCCGGAAGCACCGAGAGCUGUGUGACGUGGUUUUGGUGGUGGGAGCCAAGAAGAUCUAUGCACACCGUGUGAUCCUGUCCGCCUGCAGCCCCUACUUCAGAGCCAUGUUCACGGGGGAACUGGCCGAGAGCCGACAGACAGAAGUUGUGAUCCGGGAUAUCGAUGAACGAGCCAUGGAGCUGCUCAUCGACUUUGCUUAUACCUCGCAGGUGACUGUGGAGGAGGGUAAUGUGCAGACUUUGCUGCCCGCUGCCUGCUUGUUGCAACUGGCAGAGAUUCAGGAAGCCUGCUGUGAAUUCCUGAAGCGGCAAUUGGACCCCUCCAACUGCUUAGGCAUCAGGGCCUUCGCCGACACUCACUCCUGCAGAGAGCUGCUGCGCAUUGCUGAUAAGUUCACCCAGCAUAACUUUCAGGAGGUGAUGGAGAGUGAAGAGUUCAUGCUGCUGCCAGCCAAUCAGCUGAUAGACAUCAUCUCCAGUGAUGAGCUCAAUGUUCGGAGUGAGGAGCAGGUGUUUAAUGCUGUAAUGGCUUGGGUUAAAUACAGCAUCCAGGAGCGCAGGCCUCAGCUGCCACAGGUUCUGCAACAUGUGCGUCUUCCCCUUUUGAGCCCGAAGUUUCUGGUUGGGACGGUGGGUUCAGAUCCUCUAAUCAAGAGUGAUGAGGAGUGUAGAGACUUGGUUGAUGAAGCCAAGAACUACCUCCUGCUACCCCAAGAGCGCCCCCUAAUGCAGGGACCUCGAACCCGGCCCAGAAAGCCUAUCCGUUGUGGAGAAGUACUGUUUGCUGUGGGAGGUUGGUGCAGCGGUGAUGCUAUCUCAAGCGUUGAGCGCUACGACCCUCAGACCAAUGAGUGGAGGAUGGUGGCGUCCAUGAGCAAGCGGCGCUGUGGAGUUGGUGUCAGUGUUCUGGAUGAUCUGUUGUAUGCAGUUGGCGGCCAUGACGGCUCAUCUUAUCUCAAUAGUGUGGAGAGGUAUGAUCCUAAGACGAACCAGUGGAGCAGUGACGUGGCCCCUACUAGCACCUGCAGGACCAGUGUGGGUGUUGCUGUAUUAGGAGGGUAUCUGUAUGCCGUGGGAGGUCAGGAUGGAGUUUCCUGUCUCAACAUUGUCGAAAGGUAUGAUCCGAAAGAGAAUAAGUGGACUCGUGUUGCCUCGAUGAGCACCAGGCGGUUGGGUGUAGCUGUAGCUGUGUUAGGAGGUUUUCUUUACGCGGUAGGCGGUUCAGAUGGCACAUCCCCGUUAAACACAGUGGAGCGGUAUAACCCUCAAGAGAACCGCUGGCAUACAGUGGCACCCAUGGGCACCCGUCGGAAACACCUUGGCUGUGCUGUAUACCAGGACAUGAUCUACUCUGUGGGCGGCAGAGACGAUACCACAGAACUGAGCAGCGCAGAGCGAUACAAUCCCAGAACUAAUCAGUGGUCACCUGUGGUCGCAAUGACGUCCAGAAGAAGCGGGGUAUGUGAAUCUUUGAACUUGUUUCAGCCAUUUAAAAAAAGGAAUUGCCCAGCAAAUCAAUUCUCUCUGUUGUUCAAGGUUGGUUUAGCAGUAGUAAAUGGCCAGCUGAUGGCAGUUGGAGGAUUUGAUGGUACCACAUACCUAAAAACUAUAGAGGUCUAUGAUCCUGAUGCCAACACAUGGAGGCUCUAUGGAGGAAUGAACUACAGGAGGUUGGGAGGUGGCGUUGGUGUAAUAAAAAUGACUCACUGUGAAUCACAUAUAUGGUAACACAUACAGUAUCCAUCUCUCAGAUGCCUCACCAUAGCUCGUGCCUCAUAGAGACAUUGUACAUCAUGCAAGAGGAAACUGAGUAUUGUCUCCAGUUACUGAGAUGGCAAAGGUACCAUCUCCUGAAGCUGCUCUGAGGAGACUCACCUGGCCAUAGAGCAUUACUCCAUUUUUGUUUUUACAUUUGGUUUCUCUUUCAUACCUGAGAGUAGCCAAAGGCAAUGUUUUGAAAAGAGAAACGGCAGCUGGAAAAACAUCAGCCAGAGUAUUGUUUUUUUUUCUGGAAGGAAUCGGGCUUCUGCCGGUCUGUUUGACUGCAUUGAAGAAUAACUACAGUAACCAGAAACACACAUCACUGGGGAUUGGUGUGAAUGAUGCUCGUUCUUCCAAAUGAGCAAAUAUUUCCCCUGAUAGAUGCUCUAGUCUGAAUUGGAUGCACUGUGAUAUCUUUACCAUUUCUUUAAGUUUAGGUUUUUAUAAUGAGUUGAACACUGAGCAUUAACUGUUCCUCUGCAUUUUACCAGAUGUAAGCAGAUAAGUUGAUUUUUUUUUUCCUCUCUCUCAUUCUUUGGUUUACUGAAAAUGCAGUCCCUCCUGAAACAUUGCAAUCUCAUGAAGGCUGUAAAAGAAGAAAAUGAUUAUCGAUUUGUUUUCUUUUAUACAUCUGAAUGCAUCAUUGAACCAGUCCAUGCACUUUAAUCCUCUAAGAGUUUUUCUAUUAAAGUUUGUAUUAUUAUAAUUAUUUUAAAUAUUGUUGGAUGUAUUGUUUUAUGCAAGUAUGAGGACCCAAGGUAAAAAUAGAUUUUUCAUAAUCUGAAAUUUUUGAACAAACAGGUUUGCAGUAGUAGCCUGCUCGUAUGCUCAGAAACUUAAUGUAGAGCGUGUUACUGAAUGUGAGAUGAAUCUCUUAGAAUUGUUACAACUGCCCUUACUUUUUUUUUUAAAGAACACUUGUUUUCCCACAGGACAGUUAUGUGUUCUAAUAUUGGUGUUGAAAUACGGUUACAUAAAAUAUAUCAUCCAUGAUUUUAAGAUGUACAACCAUCUAUACAUUUCAAAACUCUGAAAGUGGAAAUAAAAUAUCCCAAAAAGUAAAAAAAAAUAA
Molecule: messenger RNA, 3142 nt
Organism: Carassius gibelio (silver crucian carp)
Lineage: Eukaryota; Metazoa; Chordata; Actinopteri; Cypriniformes; Cyprinidae
Product: kelch-like protein 20
Exons: 11
Coding region: 58-2037 (659 amino acids)
Molecular function (GO): protein binding
Source: RefSeq, a predicted model, not a curated record